This is a messenger RNA of Cutaneotrichosporon cavernicola, 2223 nucleotides long. RefSeq lists its product as uncharacterized. The coding region runs from base 1 to 2223 and encodes 740 amino acids. NCBI's taxonomy places the organism in Eukaryota, Fungi, Basidiomycota, Tremellomycetes, Trichosporonales, Trichosporonaceae. Gene Ontology annotation, biological process: transcription initiation at RNA polymerase II promoter; positive regulation of transcription elongation by RNA polymerase II. Gene Ontology annotation, cellular component: nucleus; transcription factor TFIIF complex. Gene Ontology annotation, molecular function: RNA polymerase II general transcription initiation factor activity; DNA binding; TFIIF-class transcription factor complex binding. The record is from RefSeq and is a predicted model, not a curated record. The transcript is spliced from 2 exons.
AUGGACGAGGCUUUCUUCCUCAAGAAGAAGACAAAGCCAAACGCGAUCCGUGGCCGCGGCCCUCCCCGCCCCGCCGCCUCGACCUCUCGUCCGCCUGCGACGUUCACACGCCCCCCUCCGCGACCCACUCCGAAGCGUCCACUGCGGAAGGUUGGUCUUCAAGUCGAGCCGACCAGGGUCUCGUCCACCGAUGGCAAGGAUAUCUUAACCUUCGACAUCGUGAGCGCGGCGCCAGACCAGAAGCAGCGCUUCAAUGUCAUGAAGCUCAACUCGACCAAGGAGGUAGACCCGGGCGCGCUCCCUGCCCCAAUUAUGAUGAACCGCAAGCAGCCGGGUCCGAAAAACCUUCCACAGCUCGCGACCGACAGCGAAGGCAAGGUCAUUGGGCGGUACGUGUUCGACGAGGAGGGGAACCCCGUACUCGAUGAGGAAGGCAAGCCGACUAUCGAGAAGAGGGUGGAAAUGGAUAUGAGCCUCGUGGGUACCGCUCCGGGCACGAACAACAAGCGCCGCGGCAAGCGCCAGACCAAGGAAGUGUUCCACCAGGACGUCGAGGUGAUCAAGCUGCGCCGCGAGGAGGCCAAUCCUUGGGUCCUCGAGAGCAAGAACAAGACCCCUGAGAGUGCUGAGACGGCUGCGCACAUUCCGGAGCACUGGGUCGGCCGCAUGGUCGAGCAGGCGGCGCUUCCCACUGUUCUCCUGAUCAACGACGGCACGCAGUCCAACUUCACCAUGAUUCCCCUUGGGCGGACGUACAAGUUUGAGCCGGAGCGCCCGUUCAAGGUCAUGGAUGUGGAUCAAGCGCACAAAUACUUUGAGAAGCAGUCGAGGGGCGGAGCCCACGACCGCUGGGGCCAACGCCAGGAGGGGCCUGGAGGCACUUAUGUGGUCAAGAACGAACCGCGGGGGUUAGAGGAGCGGGCGAACCGCAUGGAGUGGAACAUAAUGGCGAACAAGGGCACACUCCCGCAACGCCAGCCGAAGCGCGAACGCUACGAGGAGGACUAUGUGCGCGAGGGACGCAACAUAGGCCGCGGGCUCGAGGGCGGCGUCGACGAGGAGCUCGACUACGAUGCGAACGACGACUUCCAGGACGACGACGAUGUGAACACGUUCUACCACGAUGCCGAUGCGGACGAGGAGAAGAAACUGCAGGACGAGCGCCAGAAGAAGGAGUACCGCAUGGCCAACUUCACGUUCGGCGAUCGCUCGCAGAUCGAAGACAAGGAGGAGGAAGACGACGAUGAUGAUGACGACGACCUCUUCGGCGACAAGCAGAAGUUGUCCAAGGACGGCAAGCGUCUGCGUCGCCUGCAGCGCAAGCAGGCGCUCGGCGAGGACGCGGACCUCUUCGAGAGCUCCGACGACGACGACGACGACUCGGAUAGCAGCGACGAGGAGGACGAGAAAGAGAAGGACAAAGACAAGGACAAGGACCGCCGCCAGCCAGGCUCUGCCGAGAAGAGUCGCGCCGGUUCCCGCGCCGGUUCCCGUGCCCCCGACGGCCGCUCAGGCUCGCCCGCGCCGCGCCACCACCCUGGAGGCCAACGCCCACCGGGUGCCGGUGCUCAGCUCCUCGCAAAGCGCGCUGCCAGCCGCGGCGUCUCCCCUCGUCCACCCGGUGCGUCCGGCAGCUCUCGUGCGGGCAGCCCUCUCGCACGCGGCUCCUCGCCCGUCCAGCGUGAGGUAAGCCCAGCGGUGCGCAGCGGUUCACCAGCACUCCCGCGCGGCUCAUCCCCCGUCCCAGCAACCCGCGAGGGCACGCCCAGCGGGCACACAAAGCCGGGCAAGCGCAAGGCCACCGGCAGCCCCCUCGACCCGAACGCGGGUGGGCGGCCCGCCUCGCGCCCGCCAGGGAAGCGCAAGAGCGAGGAGGCCGAGGCGACUGGCGGAAAGAAGCGCAAGACUGGGAGCGCGACCCCAGCCCUGCCUACGGAAUUGGACAAAGACGACUUCCCGGGUAUGAUCAAGCGCGAAGCCGUGCUCGACUGGCUGCGCAAGCAGCCGGGACCGAUUCGUAUGGCUGUCGCCAUCAGCGAGUGGUCGCCCACCAUUACAGCGCCGUCCAGUAAGCCUCUGAAGAUUCGCAACAGGGACCGCUUCCUGGCGUUCGUGAGAGAGUUUACGGACCGGGUGCUCACAAACCCCGACGCGCCGCCGCCUAAGGACCCCAAUAUCAAGCCCGACCGAAGCCUUAGGCUCAAGGCUGAGUUCCAGCGCUAG